AUGGCUAUGCUAGUUCUACUUCCAGAUACCGUCACUGGGCUGCUUAAAAUGGAGAAACAUUUAUACGCCCAAAGAUUGAACCAAUGUAUCAAAGAUGUUUCUUCGGCAACUGUUAUAGUUUUCGUUCCGAAAGUCAAGCUUGAGAGCUCAUUCCAGCUUUCAGAUACAUUAUCUGCUCUAGGAAUUUCUGACGUGUUCUGUUCAAACAAAGCUGACCUCUCUAGAAUGGGAAAGGAUUUGUUUGUUUCUGAAGUGUUUCACAAGUCUUCUGUGGAUGUCAACGAAGAAGAUGUCAAAUAUGUGGACUUCGUAUCCAACCCAGAGGGAAGCAGAAAAGAAAUAAGCAAAUGGGUAGAAGAAGUCACAAAUGAUAAGAUCAAAAACCUUCUGCCUAGAUGAUCUAUUGAUGAACUCAUAAGAAUGGUAGUAGCAAAUGCCAUCUAUUUCAAAGGAAGCUGGGCAACACAGUUUGAGCCAAAAAAUUCACAAGAAACGGAUUUUCAAACAUUGGACGGAAAAUCGUUGAAGAUAGACAUGAUGAGACGAGAAAUGAAGAAAUUAAGAUAUGGCGAGAACAAAGCUUUGGAUUGCAAGUACAUACAUCUGCCUUACACUGGGGAUGAAAUGGCUAUGGUAGUUCUACUACCAAAUACCGUCACUGGGUUGCUGAAAAUGGAGAAAAAGAUAGACGUCCAAAAAUUGAACCAAUUUUCCGUUCCAAAAGUCAAGCUUGAGAGUUCAUUCCAGCUUUCAGAUACAUUAUCUGCUCUAGGAAUUUCUGACGUGUUCAAUAGAGAAAAAGCUGUCCUCUCUGGAAUGGGGAAGGAAUGGUGUGUUUCUAAGGUGUUGCACAAGGCGCUUGUGGAUGUCAACGAAGAAGGUACAGAGGCUGCAGCUGCAACUGCUGCAAUAAUAAGGUUCAGGCUGAGCAUGCCAGCUUCUCCACGGACGUUUACGGCUGAUCACCCGUUCAUGUUUAUGAUCUGGCACUACCCGCUUAAUUCUUCACUGUUCAUUGGUCGUUUUACUGGACCAACAUCUGAAACUGCCAAGACACGAGAUGAACUCUAG
This is a messenger RNA of Dreissena polymorpha, 1071 nucleotides long. Its product is annotated as leukocyte elastase inhibitor-like. The record is from RefSeq and is a predicted model, not a curated record. NCBI's taxonomy places the organism in Eukaryota, Metazoa, Mollusca, Bivalvia, Myida, Dreissenidae. Gene Ontology annotation, molecular function: serine-type endopeptidase inhibitor activity.